AUGUGGGGAACACCACCAACGUUCACCCCAUAUCCAGAGCUGGGACUGGGGGCCGGGUUUACGGUAUUUUUGCUUUCCUCUUUAAAAGAAUCGGCCCAUCUCGCGCAUCUCUCUCGCGCGCGUCUGCUUCCUCUCCCGUUGCCACUUUCGAACAAAACAGCAGAGAACGAGCACGCUGCGGUCCAGUUGCCCAAUCCCGGAGCCACAAUGGCAAAACUCGAAGACGAAUUCAAGGGCCAGGCGGUGGUCGAACACGACAAUGAGCCACCCGCGUACGAUGAAAAGGCCGCCGUCGGCGAAGUGAAGGAGAUCAAUGCCGCCUCCGUCGCGUUGGCUGCCGCUACGGCGGAGCAGCAAGUGAACUGGUGGUCGCCCAAUAUGAUCAAGUUGUACGGCAUCAUGGCGAUCGGCUAUCUUGUGUCAACCAUGAACGGCUUCGACUCGUCCCUCAUGGGAGCGAUCAACGCCAUGCCACCCUAUCAAGAGACCUUCGGACUUUCGAGCGCCGGUUCCACAACUGGUAUCGUCUUCAUGAUCUACCAAGUCGGCCAAAUUUGCAGUUUCCCAUUCUGCGGCAUGAUCGCAGAUGGCUGGGGUCGAAGAUGGUGCAUCUUCAUCGGCUGCUUCAUUGUUCUCAUCGGCACCGCUAUCCAAGCACCUGCCCAACACCUGGGACAGUUCGUGGCAGGCCGAUUUGUUCUCGGCUUUGGAGCUUCUCUCGCUUCUGCUGCUGGACCUGCUUACGUCGUCGAGCUGGCGCAUCCUUCCGCCCGUGGAACCAUGGCUGGUCUCUACAACAACUUUUGGUGGCUUGGAAACAUUUUGGCCGGUUGGACUACCUACGGAUCGAACCACCACAUCAAGACAAGCUGGGCGUGGCGAAUCCCCACCGUCGUGCAGGCCGCUAUGCCUGGAGUAGUCAUGAUAUUCAUCAUGUUCUUCCCCGAAAGUCCUAGAUGGCUCAUCUCGAAGGACCGCGCAGAGGAGGCGCUCGCGAUCCUGGCCAAGUACCACGGUGACGGCGACGUAAACUCCCCCGUCGUGCAGCUCCAGUACCGCGAGAUCAUUGAGGAUCAUCACUCGACUACCGACGAGAACCCCUGGUGGCAGAUGAAGGAGCUCUUCAAUACUAAGGCCCGCCGAUACAGACUCUUCAUGGUUAUUGCCAUGGCCUUCAUCGGCCAGUGGUCCGGAAACAACGUCGUAUCCUACUUCAUGCCCGAGAUGUUCAAGCAAGCCGGUAUCACCGACGACAACACCCAACUCCUCCUCAACGCCAUCAACCCCAUCUUCUCUAUGAUCGCUGCUAUCUGGGGCGCGACCCUCCUCGACAAGCUUGGCCGGCGCUUCAUGAUGCUGGCUGGCUUGGCCGGCUCGCUCGCCUCAUACAUCAUGCUCACGGCCUUCACCGCCGAGUCGGCUAACCACAAGAACCUCUCGUACGGCGUCAUUGUCUCCAUCUACGUCUUUGGUAUCUGCUUCGCCUGGGGUUUUACGCCGCUUCAGACGCUGUAUGCUGUCGAGUGUCUCGAGAACCGCACCCGCGCCAAGGGAUCUGGAAUUUCCUUCCUAUUCCUUAAUGUCGCUAUCAUGAUCAACACCUACGGUAUCUCCGUCGGUAUGGAGAAGAUUGCGUGGAAGUUGUAUCUUGUGUACAUUGCCUGGAUUUGCAUUGAAAUGGCAAUCAUCUACUUCUUCUUUGUUGAAACGGCUGGCAAGACGCUGGAAGAGCUCAAGUCCAUCUUUGAGGCGCCCAACCCGAGGAAAGAGUCAACCAAGAAGACAAAGGUUGCUGUCGAUGAGGCUGGUAAUGUCGUCAACGUCGGUGCGACCACUUCUGGUAUCUAA
Messenger RNA from Colletotrichum lupini, 1848 nucleotides. RefSeq lists its product as uncharacterized. The record is from RefSeq and is a predicted model, not a curated record. Gene Ontology annotation, molecular function: carbohydrate:proton symporter activity. Gene Ontology annotation, biological process: transmembrane transport; carbohydrate transport. NCBI's taxonomy places the organism in Eukaryota, Fungi, Ascomycota, Sordariomycetes, Glomerellales, Glomerellaceae. The transcript has 8 exons. Gene Ontology annotation, cellular component: membrane. The coding region runs from base 1 to 1848 and encodes 615 amino acids.